CGGCGGCGGCGGCGGCGGCGGCCCCUCCUCACCCGAACAUCAGGGCCCUCCAGACCCAGGCGCCCCAACAAAUUCCUAGAGGACCUGUGCAGCAACCCCUUGAGGAUCGAAUUUUUACUCCCUCAGUCUCAGCAGUCUAUAGCACGGUAACACAAGUAGCACGACAGCCGGGACCUCCAACCCCUUCCCCUUAUUCAGCACAUGAAAUAAACAAGGGGCAUCCAAAUCUUGCGGCAACGCCCCCGGGACAUGCAUCGUCCCCUGGACUCUCUCAAACCCCUUAUCCCUCUGGACAGAAUGCAGGUCCAACCACGUUGGUAUACCCUCAAGCCCCUCAGACAAUGAAUUCACAACCUCAAACCCGUUCUCCGCCCAGCAGAACAGUGCCAAUACAUUGCACAGACAACUGGAAGAGGAGGAAGGUUUUGGAACAGACUCCCGUUUACAGGUCCUUGGCUGGAAGAGGCUGGAUAAAAUACUGCAUUUUUGCAGCGGGGCCUCGACCUGCCCAUCAUCAGUUUUUCCAGAGGCCUCAAAUACAGCCUCCUAGAGCCACCAUCCCAAACAGCAGUCCUUCCAUUCGUCCUGGUGCACAGACCCCCACUGCAGUGUAUCAGGCCAAUCAGCACAUCAUGAUGGUUAACCAUCUGCCCAUGCCGUACCCAGUGCCCCAGGGUCCUCAGUACUGUAUACCACAGUACCGUCAUAGUGGUCCUCCUUAUGUUGGGCCCCCACAGCAGUAUCCAGUUCAACCACCGGGACCAGGUCCUUUUUAUCCUGGACCAGGACCAGGGGACUUCCCCAAUGCAUAUGGAACGCCUUUUUACCCAAGUCAGCCAGUGUAUCAGUCUGCACCUAUCAUAGUGCCUACGCAGCAACAGCCCCCUCCAGCUAAGAGAGAGAAAAAAACUAUAAGAAUUCGAGAUCCAAACCAGGGAGGUAAAGACAUAACUGAGGAGAUUAUGUCUGGAGGUGGCAGCAGAAACCCCACUCCACCCAUAGGAAGACCUACAUCCACACCUACUCCUCCCCAGCAGCUGCCCAGCCAGGUCCCUGAGCACAGCCCUGUGGUUUAUGGGACUGUGGAGAGCGCUCAUCUUGCUGCCAGCACCCCUGUCACUGCAGCUAGCGACCAGAAGCAAGAAGAGAAGCCAAAACCAGAUCCAGUGUUAAAGUCUUCUUCCCCAGUCCUUAGGCUAGUCUUUAGUGGGGAGAAGAAGGAACAAGCAGGCCAGACAUCUGAGACUACUACAAUAGAAUCCAUACCAGAGCUUCCUCUGCCUCCAUCACCUACCACUGUUUCUCCAGUUGCUCGAAGUACAGUUGCUUCCCCCACCUCUGCUACUCUUAGUAGUCAAGCAAUAUUCACUGCUGCUGUAGAUGACAGACAUGAACUCUCUUCCUCAAAAGAAGAUACAGUACCUAUACCCAACCCCAUAUCUUGCACAGAAACAUCAAACCCUUCACCAACAAUUGAAAUUGACAACGAUAUAUGCAAGAAACCCUGUAGUGUAGCAGCUAAUGAUAUUCCACUGAUUUCUAGUACUAACCUAAUUAAUGAAAUGAAUGGAGUUAGUGAAAAAUCUCCAGCCACAGAAAGCAUUGUGGAAAUGGUAAAACAUGAGGUGUUGCCACUGACUCUUGAAUUGGAAAUUCUGGAAAAUCCCCCAGAAGAAGUGAAAGUGGAGCGGAUUCCACUUCCCAUCACCCCUUCCACAGUUUCUUCCUUCUCUCCAGCUCCUCCAACUCCUCCAGCUUCUCCUCCCACUUCAGUCAUUGUUGCUGCCACCACUACCGUUAAUAUUCUGAGUGCUCCCACUGUAGUCCAGAGAGUCUUGGAAGAGGAAGAGAGCAUAAGAACUUGCCUUAGUGAAGAUGCAAAAGAGAUUCAAAACAAAGCUGAGGUAGAAGCAGAUGGGAGAACAGAAGAGAUUAUGGAUUCUCAGAAUUUAAUUUCAAGAAAGAGUCCUGUCCCAGCUCAAACAAUUACGACUGUACCAAAGAUGUGGAAGAAACCAAAAGAUCGGACCAGAACCACUGAAGAAGUCUUAGAGGCAGAAUUGGAGCCUAAAGCUGAAGAGGAGUUUUCAAUUGACAGAGUACUUGAAUCUGAACAAGAUAAAAUGAGCCAAGGGUUUCAUCCUGAAGGAGAGCCCUCUGACCUAAAAAAGGUGAAAACUGUGGAAGAAAACGGAGAAGAAGCUGAGCCUGUGCGUAAUGGUGCUGAGAGUAUUUCUGAGGGUGAAGGAGUAGAUGCUAAUUCAGGUUCCACUGAUAGUUCUGGUGACGGGAUCACAUUCCCAUUUAAACCAGAAUCCUGGAAGCCUGCUCAUACUGAAGGCAAGAAACAGUAUGACAGGGAUUUUCUGCUGGACUUCCAGUUUAUGCCAGUCUGUAUCCAAAAGCCAGAAGGCCUGCCUCCUAUCAGCGAUGUGGUUCUUGACAAGAUCAACCAGCCCAAAUUGCCAGUGCGAACUCUGGAUCCUCGAAUUUUACCUCGAGGACCAGACUUUACUCCAGCCUUUGCAGAUUUUGGAAGGCAAACACCCGGUGGAAGAGGUGUACCUAUUUGCAAAAUGCAGAGGAGGCACGGAUUACCAAUUCUGGAACAGAGCAAAGCCCCAAGUUGUACUCCACUGUUGUUGAAUGUUGGGCCACGGAGGUCUCAACCUGGCCAGAGAAGGGAACCCAGAAAGAUCAUCACAGUUUCUGUAAAAGAAGAUGUGCACCUAAAAAAGGCAGAGAAUGCGUGGAAGCCCAGCCAAAAACGAGAUAGCCAAGCUGAGGAUCCUGAAAAUAUUAAAACUCAGGAACUUUUUAGAAAAGUUCGAAGUAUCUUAAAUAAAUUGACACCGCAGAUGUUCAACCAACUGAUGAAGCAAGUGGCAGGACUCACUGUUGACACAGAGGAGCGGCUGAAAGGAGUCAUUGACCUGGUCUUUGAGAAGGCUAUUGAUGAACCCAGUUUCUCUGUGGCUUACGCAAACAUGUGUCGAUGUUUAGUAACGCUGAAAGUACCCAUGGCAGAUAAACCUGGUAACACAGUAAAUUUCCGGAAGCUGUUACUAAACCGUUGCCAGAAGGAGUUUGAAAAAGAUAAAGCAGAUGAUGAUGUAUUUGAGAAAAAGCAGAAAGAACUCGAAGCUGCCAGUGCUCCAGAGGAAAAGACAAGGCUUCAUGAUGAACUAGAAGAAGCCAAGGAUAAAGCCCGGAGGAGAUCUAUUGGUAACAUUAAGUUUAUUGGGGAACUCUUUAAACUCAAAAUGCUGACCGAAGCCAUCAUGCAUGACUGCGUGGUGAAGCUGUUAAAGAACCAUGAUGAAGAAUCCCUAGAGUGCCUGUGUCGCCUUCUCACUACCAUUGGCAAAGACCUGGACUUUGAGAAAGCAAAGCCCCGUAUGGACCAGUACUUUAAUCAGAUGGAGAAAAUUGUGAAAGAAAGAAAAACUUCAUCUAGGAUUCGAUUCAUGCUUCAAGAUGUAAUAGACCUAAGACUGUGUAAUUGGGUAUCUCGAAGAGCAGAUCAAGGGCCUAAAACCAUCGAACAGAUUCAUAAAGAGGCCAAAAUAGAAGAACAAGAAGAACAAAGAAAGGUCCAGCAGCUCAUGACCAAAGAGAAAAGAAGACCAGGUGUCCAGAGAGUGGAUGAAGGUGGGUGGAACACUGUACAAGGGCCCAAAAACAGUCGAGUACUAGACCCGUCAAAAUUCCUGAAAAUCACUAAGCCCACAAUUGAUGAGAAAAUUCAACUCGUACCUAAAGCACAGCUGGGUAGCUGGGGAAAAGGCAGCAGCGGUGGAGCAAAGGCAAGUGAGACUGAUGCCUUACGGUCAACCACUUCCAGUUUAAAUAGAUUCUCUGCACUGCAACCUCCAGCGCCCUCUGGAUCCACGUCAGCUACACCUUUAGAAUUUGAUUCCCGAAGGACCUUAACCAGUCGUGGGAGCAUGAGCAGGGAGAAGAAUGACAAGCCAGUUCCUUCUGCAGCAGCUCGUCCAAACACUUUCAUGAGGGGCAGCAGCAGUAAAGACUUAUUAGACAAUCAGUCUCAGGAAGAGCAGCGGAGAGAGAUGCUGGAGACUGUGAAACAGCUGACGGGAGGCAUAGAGGUGGAGAGGAAUAGCACAGAGGCUGACCGAAACAAAGCAAGGGAGUCAGGGAAAUCAGAGAUUUCAGCAAUGUCAGCCCCUGAGAAGCCUACAUUAUCAGAAGAAGAAAUGGAGAGGAAGUCUAGACCUAUCAUUGAUGAAUUUCUGCACAUUAAUGAUUUUAAGGAAGCCAUGCAAUGUGUGGAAGAGCUGAACGCCCAAGGCCUCCUACAUGUGUUCGUGAGAGUGGGAGUGGAGUCUACUCUAGAGAGGAGCCAGAUCACCAGGGAUCACAUGGGUCAGUUACUCUAUCAGCUGGUGCAGUCAGAAAAACUCAGCAAACGGGACUUUUUUAAAGGUUUUUCAGAAACCUUGGAAUUGGCAGAUGAUAUGGCCAUUGAUAUUCCCCAUAUUUGGUUGUACCUUGCUGAACUGGUGACCCCCAUGUUAAAAGAAGGUGGAAUCUCCAUGAGAGAACUUAUUAUAGAAUUUAGCAAACCUUUACUUCCUGUUGGAAGAGCUGGGGUCUUGCUUUCUGAAAUACUGCACCUUCUAUGCAAACAAAUGAGCCAUAAGAAAGUAGGAGCCUUAUGGAGGGAGGCUGACCUCAGCUGGAAGGACUUUUUACCAGAAGGGGAAGAUGUACAUAAUUUUCUCUUGGAGCAGAAGUUGGACUUUUUAGAGUCUGACAGUUCCUGUUCCUCCGAAGCACUUUCAAAGAAAGAACUCUCUGCUGACGAGUUGUAUCAGCGCCUCGAGAAACUCAUUAUUGAGGAGAAAGCAAAUGAUGAGCAGAUCUUUGACUGGGUAGAGGCUAAUCUAGAUGAGAACCAAAUGAGUUCACCUACAUUCCUUAGAGCUUUAAUGACAGCUGUUUGUAAAGCAGCUAUUAUAGCUGAUUCUUCUACCUUCAGAGUAGACACUGCUGUUAUCAAGCAGAGAGUGCCGAUCUUACUCAAGUACCUGGACUCAGAUACAGAGAAGGAACUGCAAGCACUUUAUGCACUACAAGCAUCAGUAGUAAAACUUGAUCAACCUGCCAAUUUGCUCCGGAUGUUCUUUGAUUGCCUAUAUGAUGAGGAGGUGAUAUCUGAGGAUGCCUUCUACAAAUGGGAGAGCAGCAAGGACCCUGCAGAGCAAAAUGGGAAGGGCGUGGCCCUGAAAUCUGUCACAGCAUUUUUCACAUGGCUGAGGGAAGCAGAAGAGGAGUCUGAGGAUAACUAAAACUUCAAAUACACAAAGCAAAACAAAAGAAACAACUUAAGUAUUUUUUUAAAAGAGUUUUACGUCUUCGCCAAUCACAGUGCAGCAAGGCCAAUUCUCACAGAAACCCCCAUAUGUGCACGAGUGGGAGGGGGAAAGAGAAAAAGGUGAUCAUGGAGGAAAAAGGUACUGGAAACAAGUAAACUUCAAACCUGAGGGCGGGAGCACUAAAACCAAAAUACAUGUAUUAUUUAUAGAAAAUA
Messenger RNA from Chinchilla lanigera (long-tailed chinchilla), 5554 nucleotides. RefSeq names its product eukaryotic translation initiation factor 4 gamma, 3 (gene Eif4g3). NCBI's taxonomy places the organism in Eukaryota, Metazoa, Chordata, Mammalia, Rodentia, Chinchillidae. Gene Ontology annotation, molecular function: translation initiation factor activity; mRNA binding; protein binding. The record is from RefSeq and is a predicted model, not a curated record. Gene Ontology annotation, cellular component: eukaryotic translation initiation factor 4F complex.